GUUACAUUAAUGAUGACGGUCAGUUGAUAGUGGAUGGAAAACCAAUGGGUGUUGGGAGAAACUUUUUGGCAACAGUUGCUAGCUCUUCCUAUUGGUCUGUGUCCUACAAUUUCACUAUUGAAGAUAGCUACCUAAAGCUCUAUGACUCUGACUUUCACGCAGUGCCAAAUGGUGAAGGUUUGGGUGAUUAUGUGCUUGGCUCUGUCAAUGCUGCAGCUGGAAGAAGCGAUAUGAUCGAAGUUAAAAUACUUGCAGUUGAUUCUGAUGGUAAUUCAAUCACUGAUUUCAACCCAAAUGUGGUUGUGUCAUCUUCCUCAAUCUCUUCUAGCUCUUCUGACUUUUCAACCUCUUCUGAUUCUUCAACCUCUUCUGCCUCCUCAGCCUCUUUUGCCUCUUCAACUUCUUCGGACUCUUCUGACUCUUCAACCUCUUCGGACUCUUCUAGCUCUUCUGACUUUUCAACAUCUUCAACCUCUUCAUCAGAAGAAGAAACAUCUUCAUCUGUCAGUUCCACCGACGAGAUCACUUCAGCAGUUACUUCUGAAGAGAUUACAUCUUCGGUGACCCCCACUGCUCAGUCAUCUCUCUCCGUAUCUGCAUCUGAUAUUUCUGCGGAUUAUUCAUCAAUUGUUACCCAAAUGAGUUUCAGCAACAUAUCUACUUCUACCGUUUCUCUUGAUAAAACAACAGUGGUCACAAUUACCUCUUGUGAAACAGAAUCUUGUACUACCGGAGUCUUUACCACUGGUAUCACUGUUGUAACUGAAACUGUUAAUGGUAUGGUCACCGAAUACACAACCUACUGUCCAAUUGAAACUGCCACAACAGUGGUGGUGAGCUCAAAGGAAACAACACCUGAAGCAAUAACUACACAGGAAGCCAAUACACAGGAAGCCACUACACUGGAGACUACCGAAACCACUGGUACUGAAGCCCAUGGGACAGAAACUAUAAAGUCUGCAACCACCAUUACCAAGACAUCUGGAAGUGCCUCCAAAACUACUACUAGUGCAGCCACCUCAACUGUCGAAGGCACUACCUUUCCAGAAGUUAGCACUUUCCAGGGUGAGGCAUUGCGGUUGGGAUCAUCUACUCUAGCUCUGUUAGGUUUUUUGAUGCUCUUGGCUUAAUAAGUUGCGUCUUAUAAAUUAAUAUUGAAUUAAAUUU
Messenger RNA from Williopsis jadinii, 1167 nucleotides. RefSeq lists its product as uncharacterized. The record is from RefSeq and is a predicted model, not a curated record. The transcript has a single exon. Lineage: Eukaryota; Fungi; Ascomycota; Saccharomycetes; Phaffomycetales; Wickerhamomycetaceae. Bases 45 to 1130 code for a protein of 361 amino acids.